UUACUACAGUCACAAAGUCAUAAACACCGCAUAUUUCUAAUUCUAAAAUGUACCUUCUUAAAAUCUGUAUUUAAACCUAACCACACUGCUAACCGUAUGCCUACCCUAACCUUGAAUUAAGACCAAAAAAACAAUUUAUGUUGUCAUGAAUUUUUACGAUUUAGCCAAUUUGACUUUGUGACUGUGCUAUGUAGUGGAAACCUCCUCAAUGUCACACAUGUUGUUGUGUAACGCUAGCUGACUUGUUGGUUUCUAGUAGCUAUGUUAUAUUAGCUAAUCAUGUAUAAAUUCAACUGUAUAUUAUCUAAUUCUGUCAGGAGUGCCUGCCAACAGGUUGCUGGUUCCGUCAAUGCAGGAGGCUCAAUGUGUGGUCUGCAGAGAGCAGUGUGCUCCAGUGCUGUCAGGUUGCAAGAGGAUGCCAGUGUCUCAGCCACACCUGGGAAAAUAUCAAAAGAGUUCAGUCACCUCCCUCCGAUGCCUGGCCAGGACAGUGUGCUGAGAUGGGCUGGGAAGAAGUACGAGGAGUUGCCAAUAGCACAUAUCAAAGCCACAUAUAACAAUACACAUGUCCAGGUGAUAUAUUUUAACCUGUCUCCGUCCAGUACACAUGUCCAGGUGAUAUAUUUUAACCUGUCUCCGUCCAGUACACAUGUCCAGGUGAUAUAUUUUAACCUGUCUCCGUCCAGUACACAUGUCCAGGUAAUAUAUUUUAACCUGUCUCCCUCCAGUACACAUGUCCAGGUGAUAUAUUUUAACCUGUCUCCCUCCAGUACACAUGUCCAGGUGAUAUAUUUUAACCUGUCUCCGUCCAGUACACAUGUCCAGGUGAUAUAUUUUAACCUGUCUCCGUCCAGUACACAUGUCCAGGUGAUAUAUUUUAACCUGUCUCCGUCCAGUACACAUGUCCAGGUGAUAUAUUUUAACCUGUCUCCCUCCAGUACACAUGUCCAGGUGAUAUAUUUUAACCUGUCUCCGUCCAGUACACAUGUCCAGGUGACAGACAGUGAGGGCCAGUUCAUGGUCAGAACAUCAUGUGGAACCGAGGGGUUCAAGAACGUCAAGAAGUCCACUCCCAUCGCUGCUCAGACAGCAGGCAUCUCAGCUGCAGCGAAGGCCACGGUGGUGGGGGUGACGUUUGUCCGUGUGUUGGUGAAAGGUCUGGGUCCUGGACGCCUGUCUGCCAUCAAGGGUCUGACCAUGGGAGGAUUGAAGGUAGUGUCCAUCACAGACAACACCCCCGUACCACACAAUGGUUGUCGCCCUCGCAAGGCUAGAAGAAUAUGAACCGGACCGUACCAUCGUGGACUGCAGGGGGGUCCACCUGUCUUGUAACAUGCUUCAUGUUGUUGUUGUAUGAAGAGUAUUUUUUUACUGGUAUUUAAGCAUUUUGGAAAAUACUUGUACAUGUUGGUAUAACAUUCAGGGCCCGUUUCCCAGACACAGAUUAAGCCCUGGACUGAAAAACAAGUUCAAUGUAGAAUCUUCAGUCCAGGACUAGGCUUUAUCUGGGAAACUGGCCCUGUGUGCGUGUACCAGCACAUAGAAAAUGAUGGGAACAGUAAGACAGCCUCGUUCUAGAUUCAUCUGUUUAUUAAAUCCAUAUACACCCAAA
Molecule: messenger RNA, 1612 nt
Organism: Salvelinus fontinalis (brook trout)
Lineage: Eukaryota; Metazoa; Chordata; Actinopteri; Salmoniformes; Salmonidae
Gene: mrps11
Product: mitochondrial ribosomal protein S11
Exons: 7
Coding region: 280-1284 (334 amino acids)
Biological process (GO): translation; ribosomal small subunit assembly; maturation of SSU-rRNA from tricistronic rRNA transcript (SSU-rRNA, 5.8S rRNA, LSU-rRNA)
Cellular component (GO): mitochondrial small ribosomal subunit; ribosome
Molecular function (GO): structural constituent of ribosome; mRNA 5'-UTR binding; small ribosomal subunit rRNA binding
Source: RefSeq, a predicted model, not a curated record